AUGAGGAGCAGACCCAUGAUGGACCAACCUAUGUGGACUAGACACAUGCGGACCAGACCCUGUGACCAGACCCAUGAAGGAUCAGACAAGGACUUUACUAUGGCAAUCUUGUUUCCGCUGACAAGGACCUCCGUCCAGCUGCAAAACCUCCUCUUCUCCUUCCCUCCUCUCUGUGUCCUCCUCCACACUCACCUCCUCAGGCCUGUCUCCUCUCCGUGUCCUCCUCCACACUCACCUCCUCAGCCUGUUCUCCUCUCUGUGUCUCUCCACACUCACCUCCUCAGCCUGUUCACCUCUCUUUCUCCUCCACACUCACCUCCUCACCUGUUCUCCACUCUGUGGACCUCCUCCACACUCACCUCCUCAGCCUGUUUCUCCGUCUCUGUGUCUCCUCCACACUCACCUCCUCACCUGUUUCUCACCCUCUGUGUCUCCUCCACACUCACCUCUCACCUGUUGUCCCCUCUCUGUGUCUCCUCCACACUCACCUCCUCAGCCUGUUCUCCUCUCUGUGUCCACCUCCACAACUCACCUCCUCACCUGUUCUCCUCUCUGUUGUCCUCCACACUCACCUCCUCAGCCUGGUCUCCUCUCUUUGUCUCCUCCACACUCACCUCCUCAGCCUGUUCUCCUCUCUGUCCCACUUCAUCUGAGUCCCUCCUUCCUUAA
This is a messenger RNA of Knipowitschia caucasica, 669 nucleotides long. The record is from the annotation of a GenBank genome assembly. NCBI's taxonomy places the organism in Eukaryota, Metazoa, Chordata, Actinopteri, Gobiiformes, Gobiidae.